UUGUAGAAUAUAAUUUAGAGAGAGAAGGAGCCACACAACGAGUUUGUAUUUUGUAUAUAAAAACAAACACGAAGACUCAAAUCUUUCAUUGGGUUUUCGUUCUUCUUUCUUACAAUCAAACAUUAUUCUGUUGCUUGGGUUCAUCGUUAAAUCCUAAGAAAGAAAUUUGAUCUUUGUAUUUGGAAUUGGUUUUAUGUUCAAAAACAACAAUCUCUUUAAUCUUCUCUCUUUGUUUAUCUUCUUUGUUCUGUUUCUCUCUUUAUCCAAUCUUCAACACCAACAGCAACAACUAAUUGAAGAACCAGAACAUUACCCACUUCUUAAACGAUACAGUGAAAUGGUGGUGGAUUCAAAUUUUGUAAAGAUAAAUACAAGUGGAGGAAUUGACAACAAUACCAAUAAUAACAAUAGUAGUAAAGUUAAAGGAAGAAUAUCAAGGAUUGGAACUUAUGCAUCAAUGGCCGACCCUUGUAUUUCCUGUACUACAUUCAAUAUUCUAGCACCUAUCUACAAAAGACUCGAUAAAGAGAAUCAAAGCCGCCGAGAAAGCGAAUACAGAGCAUACUGGUUUAGCAGAAACCGAAGUAUAUUGGAUCUUUUGUUGUGUGAUAGAUCGUCAAUCAUAUGUCUUCAGGAAUUUUGGGUUGGAAAUGAAGAGCUUGUUGAAAUGUAUGAGAAAAGACUUGGUAAUGCAGGCUAUACUAGUUUCAAGCUAGCACGCACAAACAACCGAGGAGAUGGUUUGCUCACCGCUGUUCAUAAGGAUUACUUUACAAUUUUAGACUAUAGAGAAUUGCUUUUCAAUGAUUUCGGAGAUCGUGUUGCGCAACUGUUACACGUUGAAUCAGUUGUGCCCUUCUCACCCUGUCGGCAUAAAAAUGUUUUGCAAGAAAUUCUCAUCGUGAAUACCCAUCUGUUAUUUCCUCAUGAUUCUAGUCUUUCCAUCGUACGGUUACAUCAGGUUUACAAAAUCCUUAAGUAUGUAGAAUCCUACCAGAAAGAAAACAAGCUUAAUCCUAUGCCAAUACUACUCUGUGGUGACUGGAACGGGAGCAAGCGGGGACACGUCUAUAAGUUCCUUAGAUCCCAGAGUUUUGUGUCGUCAUAUGAUGCUGCUCAUCAGUAUACGGACAGCGAUGCGGAUGCCCACAAGUGGGUUAGUCACCGAAAUCAUCGAGGGAACAUCUGCGGUGUAGAUUUCAUAUGGCUUCUUAAUCCUACUAAGUAUCGGAAACCACUAAAAACAAGUUGGGGUGAAGCUGUCUUUAGUAUAAUUAAGUACCAACUACGUGAAGCUUCCUUGAACGAAAGUGAUGCAUUUGCGUUCUUGAAAGCUGAUAGUCCUGGUGAUUACAUUACCUACUCUGCUUUCUGUCAAGCACUGCGUCAGCUUGGUUUAACUGGUGACCCUCAUACACUGAGUUCUGAAGAGAUCGAGGAUGUGUGGAUCCAAGCGGACGUAGAUGGAAAUGGUGUUGUUGACUACAGUGAAUUUCAGCAGCGAAUUUGGGAUCCAGUAUGUUGUUUUGACCAAAUAGAGGAAAAGAUCGAAAAGAGCACAGGAGAAGAGGAGGAACAAAUGUACGGUUUUAACGUGAAGAAUGCAGUUCUCUUCCCCCGUGAAGUAGAGAAAGGUCGGUGGCCAGAAAACUACUCUCUUUCAGACCACGCACGACUAACUGUAGUUUUCUCACCGGUAAGCAUGCUCACAUCGCAACCAAUCUGCUAGUAAUUAUUAUUAAGACCAGGGUGGUAAAAAUCCCCACGGCUUCUGUAAACAAUACGAAUCGAUCCAACCAAGAAAUUUUAAAAAAAUUCUUAAUGGUUGAGAGAUAAUUGUAUACUUUUUGUUGAAAUCAUGUAGUGGGUAUCGUAAAUCCCAGUAUUAGGCUGUACCAUGAAGUAAAGCUAUCUUGGGUUCCGGUCUGCCUUAACCGAUUAUACGUGUUAAAGUUUAAAUGAGGAGAAAAAAAACAAAAAAGAGAGAGUUUGAGGUAGUUCCUGGCUAGUUUGAGGUAGUUACUGGCUAGUUUGAGGCCUAUAAAGAAAAAAAUAAGAAGAUAUUUUGAAGUUAAAUGAAAAAUUCCUUAGUCGAA
Papaver somniferum (opium poppy) is the source of this 2096-nucleotide messenger RNA. RefSeq lists its product as uncharacterized. The coding region runs from base 194 to 1729 and encodes 511 amino acids. Lineage: Eukaryota; Viridiplantae; Streptophyta; Magnoliopsida; Ranunculales; Papaveraceae. The record is from RefSeq and is a predicted model, not a curated record. Gene Ontology annotation, molecular function: 3'-5'-RNA exonuclease activity. The transcript is spliced from 11 exons.